This is a messenger RNA of Rotaria sp. Silwood2, 1636 nucleotides long. Lineage: Eukaryota; Metazoa; Rotifera; Eurotatoria; Philodinida; Philodinidae. The record is from the annotation of a GenBank genome assembly.
AGGUCAACACAAUUGUUUAGCUGAUUAUUUAUCUCGUCAUCCAAUACAAAAUGAUGAAGAAAUAUUUGAUGAAGAUUAUGGCAUAAACAUGUUAUUUCAAGGGGAACCACCAGAAAUGGUGUAUGUUCCUGAAAACAAUUCUCAAAUUAUUGGUGCUGUUGUUACACGUUCAAAGAGGAAACAAAUAGCACAACAACAAGAUCAAAUUCAUACAACUAUACCAUCAAUUACAAAUGAUAAAUCAUCUUCAUCAAGUCAAGAAAAAAUUGAACAUUCAGAUGAAGUUACCUCAGAUUUAAUUACACCUAAUAAUUUUGAUAUAACUCAAAUCAAAACUGAACAAGCAAAAGAUCCAAUUAUUCUAAAUAAAAUUAAAGAAAUUAUGAAAGAUUCAACAAAACAUUCUUAUGUGUUUAAAGAUGGCAUAUUAUACAAGUUGGCAUUAAUGCGUAGUAAUUCCAAUACAAAAACAAAAUUAAUUUAUUUACCAUCAUCUAUGAUUAAUUCCCUCCUUCAAUUCUACCAUAAUGAUCCACUUAGUGGUCAUUUUGGCGUUCGACGUACAUAUUUAAAGAUCAAAAAUAAAUUUUGGUGGCCAAAAAUGAAACAAUCGAUUAGUAAAUAUAUACAAUCGUGUUUACCUUGCCAACAAUACAAUAUUAAUCGAUCAAAGAAACCAGGACAACUUUAUCCAAUUCCAGUGCCAGAAGGACCGUACCAGUUAAUUGGUAUCGAUUAUUGUGGACCGUUUAAGAAAACACCAAGUGGUAAUUUAUAUGUGUUAUGCAUCACGGAUUAUUUUACACGAUGGGUGACAGCAAUCGCUUUACCCGAUUGCUCAGCACAAACUACGGCACAAGCAUUAUUCAAGGAAUAUAUUUGCCGAUAUGGUGUACCAAAAUCUAUUUUAUCAGAUCAAGGUACACACUUCAAGAACCAGUUAAUGGAAGCAAUGGCAAAAUUAAUUGGUUAUAAUCAUAUUUUUUCGAGUGUUUACCAUCCACAGACUAAUGGAAUGGUUGAACGUUUCAAUGCAACAUUUGUUCCCCAGAUUGCAAAACUUCAAAAUCGUGAAAAUAACAACUGGGAUGAAUUUUUAUCACCAGUAGUAUUCGCUUACAACACUGGAAUUCAUGCAACAACUGGUUGUUCACCAUUUCAAUUACAAUACGGCCGUGAUCCACGUUUACCUACAGAUGAACCUCCAACAUCGUUCACCUUCAACAAACCACAAGAUUAUUAUGAACAAUUAAAAAAGAAUCUACUGAUAUUACAACGACAAACAUGUGAUAAUGUUAAUAGUCGACAACAACGAUACAAAAAUCGCUAUGAUAAACAACGUGCAGAUCCACAUUAUGAAAUUAAUGAUUUAGUAUUGAUUAAAAUUCAUGGAACAAAAACGAAAUUAGAUCCAAAAUAUUCAAUUACACCUAAAGUGAUUAUUAAAAAACAACAUCCAAUCAUUACUAUGUCAGAUAAAUUUAUUCCACAUUAUUUACGUGAUAUUGAUGAUAUAUUAAAUAAUCAUGAACCAUAUCAACAACAAACAUGGACACGAACAGCAAUUAAAGCAGAAGAAAAUGCUGAAUUAAGUCAACAAUAUCCACCAUUCGUCGUACCAACAGCUAUUUAUUAA